AUGUCGAUGACACUUGGAGUUUCUAUGGAAUCUGACAGCACUCAUGAAAUCAUUCCACAACUGCGCCAAGAGGCGGAAAGUCUGGAUCGGAAAAUCGGCAACUUAAAAGUCCAGCUGGCCCAACUCGAAGCAAGGCGCGAAACUAUCCGGGUCCAACUUUCCACGGUGGUCUACAAUGUGAACGCCCUCCCUCCUGAAGUGCUUGGCCACGUAUUCGUGACAUCAGCAGCGUUAACCGAACACAAGGAGGUCAACUUGCUGCUGUUGAGCAUUACUUCGGUGUGUCGCCGCUGGCGCAAUGUUGCCAUCGCCGACCCGACUGUCUGGCAACGCCUAUGUUAUGUUCCCGGAAAUCGUGGUGAAGAUGACCGCCUUUUCGACUGUUUCGUAGAACGCAGCCGAGGGCUUCCAAUUAGCAUCACUGUGGACGAUCACAACCGUCUCAUGCUGCCACCCGCCCUUCUUAAGUCGUGUGCACAAUGGAAAGACGCCAAUAUCAUAUUCCCUGGAGGUGCCGCAGUCGACUUUUCGAUUCUUGACACGACACUGUCCCUCCCGCACCUCGAAACGUUGACGAUCUUCCUCUGGAUAAAAAGUGGCCAUGGGCACCAUCAGUGUGCAUUCUCUGAGGCGCCGCGGCUCCGCACAUUAUCUGUCGGCUUUACGCACCUUCUCCAUCAGCUUGGAUUCCCACUGCAACAGCUAGUCAAGCUUACCAUUUUGUACCACAGCCUUCCCCACGACAUUCUUGCUCUGCUCCCUCAGCUUAGCACGCUCGAGGAGCUAUCACUCGGGUCCAUCGCCCACGUCGACUAUCAUGGCACCGUGGGCGAGAUAUUUCACUUGAAAUCCUUGACGGCUUUGUCGCUCCUCGGGGAGGGCAGCACCCUCAUCCUGCCCCAUGUCCGCCUGCCCCGUCUCGUCAAACUCCAUCUCUCCUGUCUCGACUCUUUCGACGUAACUCUGCUCGCCCGCCCCGGACUCCUGCGCUCCUUUACCAACUUGAGCGCCCUGGAAAUAACCUUACGGGGUCCCCAGCGCGACCACAACUCGGACGUCUCACUGUCCGGCCUCUGCAAGCUGCACUCUCUGGACAUCGAUUUGCCGGUUCAGCAUCUGACGGUAACCCUCGCCGAUAUGCCCACCACGACCAAAACGGAGGUUAUCGCUGCAUUUUCCCGCCCCGAAUUUCUCCCCAAUCUCGAGUGUCUGACGCUCAUCGUCCCCAUGUCCGUUACCUCGCAAACCGUCCGCCCAUUUGUGGCCGGUAUUAGCAGACGCGCGGCCGACGCUGUCUCCCGCGAAACCCAGCACGCAAUGAAGCUCAGAAGGUUGAUUGUCGAAUCUGAGAAACCGCCAAAUGCUAUUAGUGGCGAGGAUAUGCUUGCAUUAAGUGCUCUACAGCACAGAUUACUAGUAGGGUAA
Messenger RNA from Mycena indigotica, 1425 nucleotides. Its product is annotated as MYND-type domain-containing protein. Bases 1 to 1425 code for a protein of 474 amino acids. Gene Ontology annotation, molecular function: protein binding. Lineage: Eukaryota; Fungi; Basidiomycota; Agaricomycetes; Agaricales; Mycenaceae. The transcript has a single exon. The record is from RefSeq and is a predicted model, not a curated record.